This is a messenger RNA of Cladophialophora immunda, 2605 nucleotides long. RefSeq lists its product as uncharacterized. Gene Ontology annotation, cellular component: nucleus. The record is from RefSeq and is a predicted model, not a curated record. Lineage: Eukaryota; Fungi; Ascomycota; Eurotiomycetes; Chaetothyriales; Herpotrichiellaceae. Bases 130 to 1764 code for a protein of 544 amino acids. The transcript has 2 exons.
GUCCACCAAAGUCUACAGCAUCAAAAUAAUUCUCCUGAUUCUGUACAGCCACGGCUUUUGGAACACUUUCUGUACCUUUCCUGCCAAAAUCCUUGCCUCGUAUAGUCUUGUUCUGCCGGACCCGCUGUCAUGUAUUCAUCUCCUGCUGGCCACCCUCCGUGGCAGUCUGCAUACCCGUCGCUGAACCAACAGAAUCAUGCUUACAUACCAGUUCCCGCCCGAAACGCUUUUGGUCCUCAACCGCAUCUUCCUCCACCACCCACCUACACUCCAGCUCCGUUGCCCUCUCAGCAAUAUAUGUCCUCACCUCCGACAAGCACUGCGGAGAACACUCCACCGCCCGAACCGCAACAGCCAGCCAGGCAAAAGAUAGUCUGGUCUGCAGAUGUCCGUGACUAUGUCAACCGCUCAUUCGCCAAAGCCGCAGAAAUACGGGAUGUCUCGAAGGAACAGAUUGAAACAAAACUCAAAGAGGUCAUCACUGAUGCAACUCAGAGUGGCAAGUUGGAUACCAUCAAUUGGAAGGAGCUGCCGCUACCGCAACAAAUGAUUCGGGAUGAACGCAGUCGUGCUCUUCUUGCCCCUAUAACCCCUCCAUCCUAUAUUCCUCCUGUACCUGUUCAAGCCGCUUCCACCAGUUCUUACCACACUCAACCGGAUGUCCCUCGUAAGCGCAAAUCCACGGAGCUUUCAACUGAUGGCGAGACCUCUGCGCCCCUACCACCUUGGAGAACGAAUGGACGAUCUUCCGGACUCCUGGCUGACCGUGUCUCUUUCAACCCGUCCGAAAAGCGGCCCAAACUCGACAUGAAUAAAUCCGUAAGUAAAACCCACGCAAGCCUGGAGUCUCGCAGGCGGCGAUUCGAAGAGACACGCGCGGGAUCCGACUCUCCACGCACACAAGAGUCGUCUCGGGUAGCUUCACCAGAGCCAAGGGUGACUGGACCAAUCGUCGGCCGCUCGCAAAAGCUCGAGAAGAACUACUUCAGAUUAACAUCAGCCCCCAACCCUGAUGACGUACGGCCUCUGGAUGUCCUCCGCAAAACACUGGAACUGCUUAAGAAGAAGUGGCGCACCGGGGGGAACUACGUUUACAUUUGUGACCAGUUCAAGUCACUGCGGCAAGAUUUGACCGUCCAACAUAUCAAGAACGAGUUCACCACCAGUGUGUACGAGUAUCAUGCUCGCAUUGCUUUGGAGAAGGGUGACCUGGGUGAGUAUAAUCAGUGCCAAACACAGCUACGGGCGCUGUAUAAACAAAACCUCGGUGGUCACCCUGUGGAGUUCAAGGCAUACCGUAUCCUUUAUUUCAUUCACACGUGCAACCAGACUGACAUGAAUGACGUACUCUCUGAUCUAACACCAGCAGACAAGAAGGAACCUGCAAUCAAGCAUGCGCUGGAAGUGCGCUCUGCUCUCGCUCUUGGAAAUUACCACAAAUUCUUCAAAUUGUAUCUCGCCGUGCCCGAUAUGGGGGCCUAUUUGAUGGAUAUGUUCGUAGAACGUGAGAGACUAGCUGCAUUGGCGUGCUUGUGCAAAGCGUACAAACCGGAUGUGCGAUUGCGCUUCGUCACCGAAGAACUUGGUUUUGAGUCAGACGAAGAAGCCUGCCAAUUCAUCCUCGACCAUGCCCCGGAGGAAUCGUCGAAUCUGCUUGAAGAACGCGACGGUGAUGUUCGCUUCUUAACCGGAAAGGCGGGGAACAUCUUUCACAUUGCGAAGACCCGAGCCUUUGGGCAAGUCGAUAUCAAGGGCCAAAUAUGAGAUACCCAGUUUUGUUUUCAAUACUGCCCACGAUCGACAAAGCCUUUGAGGCGUUGACAAGUCUGGUUUCUCCCAGCCGUCGGUGAUGCAACCAUUGCCUUUGACAUACGCAUAUUUCCAGUUCUUCGGAUUCGAUUGAUUGAUUGCGUUGGGCACGCUCGCAUGCCGCCUCUGCAGCUAUGAAGACUGCCCUCAUAUGUGGCGAUUCAAUCCCUUUAAUCAAGGGAUGCAACGACUUUAGCAUUGCAUUUUUCGGGCGUCGGGAAAAGACAAAAGAGGCUGAGAUUGUGGCAACUAUAAUGAUGCUUCCCGGUCAUUGUUUCUUGUACCUGGCCUUACGUUUCAUCUAUGCACGUCUUAGGAGGAGAUGCUUUGAGGCCAACAGUGCGCAUGGAGAAGACCUGCGCAGAGGCUCAUAAGGGACAACGAGCCAUUUACGAGGGCUAGAUAUCUUGGGCUAUCAUCAAAAGAUGAAACUCCUCUGAUCAUUCGACGCUGGCUGUCUUGGAGGAUCUGCCAUGCAGUCAUUGUUGACCCUUUUGUUUCAAGACCUGCAGUCAGAAGAGUCCUAGGAAUGCAGCUGAAAAGGGCAUUUUCUCUUGAAGCGCUUGAAGUGUAGAUAGGCCCGAGCGAGCUGAACACGGGAGGCUUGGGGGCCUGCGGUUCGCUAGGUACUGUGGGCAUGAACCGCCCAUUCACCGAUCCACAGCAGGGCUCUGGGUUCUAGGAUUGGUAUGUAGUUAUGUACGAGCAGCUGGGGAAUCGAGUCUGGCGGCGCCUCCUGGAUAGAGCUGUGGCUAUGGACUUCAAGCAAGGGGAUCCAGUGAAUGUCCCAUAUGGC